AUGUCUGCGACUGGAUCUUUCUCUGCGCCUCCGCAGGUUCACUCGUUUGAUGGCGUGCUCUCUGACUUUGAUGGGACGAUCGUGGACUCGACGGAUGCAAUCGUGAAGCACUGGCACAAGAUUGGCGCCGAGCUGGGCGUCGAUCCCCAGGCCAUCCUGGCAACAUCGCAUGGCCGUCGAAGCAUUGACACAAUGCAGCUGUACGAUCCGAGCAAGGCCAAUUGGGAAUACGUCAACUUCAUCGAGGGCCGCAUCCCCAAAGAAUACGGCUCCGAUGCCGUCGAAAUCCCCGGAGGCCGCGAUCUUCUCUCGGCCCUGGAAGGCUCCGGCGCUCGAUGGGGCGUGGUGACCUCUGGGACGCGCGCCCUGAUCGAUGGCUGGUUAGAGGUCCUCGGGCUGACGCACCCGAAGAUCCUCGUGGUCGCUGAGGACGUGGAGUUGGGCAAGCCCGAUCCGCGCUGCUACCUGCUGGGACGCAAGAAGCUGGGGCUCGAGGACUCGAGCUCGAUCGUGGUGCUUGAGGAUGCGCCGUCUGGAAUCAAGGCUGGCAAGGCGGCCGGGUUCAAGGUUAUUGCGCUGACUACGACGCACUCGCUUGAGAAGCUUCAGGCAGCUGGCGCGGACUGGAUUGUGGAGGAUUUGCGCAGCGUCGCUGUGAAGAGUGUCGCGGAUGCUCGGGUGCAGCUCGAGAUCAAGAAUGCAUUCCAAUAG
Molecule: messenger RNA, 711 nt
Organism: Penicillium alfredii
Lineage: Eukaryota; Fungi; Ascomycota; Eurotiomycetes; Eurotiales; Aspergillaceae
Product: HAD family hydrolase
Exons: 4
Coding region: 1-711 (236 amino acids)
Molecular function (GO): beta-phosphoglucomutase activity; sugar-phosphatase activity
Source: RefSeq, a predicted model, not a curated record